Molecule: messenger RNA, 1494 nt
Organism: Exophiala viscosa
Lineage: Eukaryota; Fungi; Ascomycota; Eurotiomycetes; Chaetothyriales; Herpotrichiellaceae
Product: HAD-like domain-containing protein
Exons: 2
Coding region: 100-1482 (460 amino acids)
Biological process (GO): glycerophospholipid biosynthetic process
Cellular component (GO): mitochondrion
Source: RefSeq, a predicted model, not a curated record
AAGGCUAAUCUACUAUAUACUUCUGUCGGCGUUCGUCCUUAUCUCUUAUAUCGUCUGUCUUUCCUUGCACUCCUGAGCUAGAUCGUGACGCACGACAAUAUGGCUGGCAACAUUCCUCACGAUCAGGACAACACCCUGUUGUCGCCAGUGACACCCAAGCGGCCGAGAGACACACGCAAACUGUCGUCCCAGAGCGUCACCCGUGCAGAUUUGUUCUCCGGCCCUGCUGUCGUGGCGCCGCCGAAGCAUCUGAGGUCUCACAGCAAUGCACAUGAGACCGCCCAUGCCAUGGAAUUGGCAAAAUUCCACCUGGCUGAGGCUUCAGACAUGCUCACAACUCCUGAUGAUUCGGGUCCAGUAACGCCUGAUGAGUUUGGCCUAAGCACGACAGACAAGUACGCUUUCGCCUUUGAUAUCGACGGAGUGCUCAUCAAAGGUGGUGAAGUCAUUCCCGAAGCCAUCGACGCCAUGAAGGUCUUGAACGGUGAAAAUGAGUAUGGCAUCAAAGUACCUUACAUCUUUGUCACAAACGGGGGUGGCAAAACUGAAGAAGAGCGUUGUAUCCAACUGUCCAACCAGCUUGAAAUGGAAGUGUCGCCUGGACAGUUCAUCUGUGGCCACACUCCCAUGCGAGAGAUGGCUGCCAAGUACAAGACUGUCCUUGUCGUCGGCGGUGAAGGCGACAAAUGCCGCACUGUUGCUGAGGGAUAUGGCUUUAAGGACGUUAUCACCCCAGGUGAUAUCAUCAAGGACAAUCAAGACACAACACCAUUCCGGAAACUGACCGAGGAUGAAUUGAAGCAUUCGGUGAAGCGGAAUUAUGGGGAGGUGGAGAUUGAAGCCGUCUUCGUCUUUGCUGACAGCAGAGACUGGGCUGGAGACUCACAGAUCAUACUUGACCUCUGCAUGAGCAAGAAUGGUCGGUUGGGUACACGCUCUGAAACAUUCGAGGACGGUCCUCCAGUGUUUUUCUCGCACAACGAUAUUGUGUGGGCGACCUCGCACAGUUUUUCCCGCAUUGGCAUGGGUGCCCUCCGUGCCUCUCUCGAGGCUAUGUUUAAAGCUAUCACGGGCAAAGAACUGAAGACCAUCGCAUUUGGCAAACCUCAGCUCGGCACAUUCGAGUUUGCUACAAGGCUCCUUCAACAAUGGCGAAAGGAUACCCACGGCAUCAACAAACCCCCCGAGACCGUAUACUUUGUCGGAGACACUCCCGAAUCCGACAUCAGAGGUACGAACGAGUUUGACGAGCACAGCUCCGACGAAGUGAACUGGUACUCGAUCUUGGUCCGGACUGGUGUCUUCCAGGAAGGCACCCGACCGGCGUACAUGCCGAAGAUGACCGUUGACAAUGUCCUGGAAGCUGUCAAACAUGGCAUGCAGCGCGAGUUUGAUAAGACCUUGAAGAAUCUCACCAUUGGAGGCUUAGCGCCACAGCUUGCCAACGCCAUUGCCGAGGACGAUGAUGAACCGACCAACUGAUGUGAUAUGAAC